AUGCGCAGCGGGAAAACACCCGUCAGCUGCAUCCCCUGCGCGAGUCGCAAGGUCCGCUGCGACAAACAGCAGCCCUGCUGCCACUGCAAGCGACGCCCGCAGGAUACCUGCGAAUAUCCGAGGCCCAUCGCGGUGUCCGAGCGCGGCCACGAUGGGCUGGGUGAGCGAAUUGUGCUUCUCGAGCAGGUGAUCCGAAGCCUCGGGGGAGACCCGAACGACAUUGUCCAGCCCCAGCAUGGUCAGACUCCAACAUAUCCAUCGCCAGCAUCGGUGUUGUCGGCCAAGUCAUCUGCCACGGCUCGAAUCGAGCCAUCUUCUUGCGAAUCAGCGACGACGGCGGCUAUUGAUCGCGCCGGAUUGCCCAUGUGGUAUAGCUGGGGAGAGGCCAAGUUCCUCCAACACGACAACCCUGCUGUCUCUUCGCUGCGACACCAGCUUUGUUUAUCCCCGGCCAGUGGGAGCAGUUACGUUUCCACCAUCCUCGAUCCUGUCGAGGCCCCAGACACAGUUCGCCCUGAAGCACGGCGUGUCCCCCGCCAACACCUCGAUACCCUGUGGACCGUCUUCUUACAGAAUGUGCACCCCCUUGUCAAGAUCUUCUUCGACUGGGAAGUCGAGCCAGUGAUCAAGAGGGCCAAGCAGGAGGCGUCUGGUUUGUCUGCGCCGGAGGGGGCGCUCUUAUGUGCCAUCAGCUUUCUGGCCGCCGUCAGUCUGCCCGAAGACGACUGUGUACGUCUGCUGCACGAGGAAAAGCCACUGCUUCUGGCACACCUGCAUCACACCACCGAAGUGUCCCUAAGGCUUGCCGGGUACGCGGUGACAUCCAACAAACUCACGGUACAGGCCUUUAUGCUCUACCUGCACGCGAUACGCGCCCGCGCUCAUCCAGCCGCCCUCUUCUCUCUCAUGGGCGUGGCGAGCCGGGUCGCCGAGCGGAUGGGCCUCCAUCGAGACGGCGAGUUUCUGGGUCUCAGCGUCCUUCGCAGCGAAGAGCGCCGUCGCAUGUGGUGGCAGCUGCAGUACAUGGAGCUCACCGUGGCCCACCAGAUCGGCGCCCUGAGCCCCAGCGUCCUAGGCAAAUGGGACGCCAAGAUGCCGGCAAACGUGGACGACGGUGCGCUAGCUCCCGAGACGAAAGCCCUUCCAGCCGAUGGCACGGCGCUCACGAGCAUGUCCAAUUGUCUUUGGAAGUACAACGUGCUUCAAUUCCACCGUGGCGCCCGCGGGGCCGAUCACGGUGUGCUCACGGCGGACCAGACAACUUCGAUGGUGGACAGGAUCGAGGAGAUGCUGCGGGUCAAGUUCGUGCAGUACUGCGAGCUUCUCAACCCUCUCCAUGUCAACAUGCAACUGGCCAUCUGCCAAUUCCUCGUCGCCACGCGUCGGCUUCUUCGUCAGCCCGCCCUUGUCCAUGCCAAAAUCUCCGACAUGUCACGCCAGGAGCGUGAUGCACUCCUGGCAAUCUGCGUCAAGAACUUGGAGUACUGCAUUCUGACCCAGACGAAUGAAAUACUCGAGGGGUUCAAGUGGCACAACAACGCCUUCUUCCCUUGGGCCGCUUUCAUCUAUGUUAUUCUAGAGGCCAGCCAUCGGGCCGAGGAGGCUGCUAUCGAGGGUAUAUGGCGGAUCAUCCGUCGAACAUACGAAACCCACGACGAGCUACGAGUCGAUGCCCACCGUCAAGACGUCACGUUUGCCGCGCGUAUCACGGCGACGUUCAACCUGCCUCAGCCUAGCUUAGUGGCGACGGCUGGUGAACAGGCACCGCAGGAUUCGACUGAAGGUCCAGCACUGGAUUUCGACCUCGACCUGGACAUGAUAGACUGGUCCGCCUGGGACGGCGCGUCUAUGGAUGCAGCGCUAUUCAGCAACGCUACUUAG
Messenger RNA from Emericellopsis cladophorae, 1881 nucleotides. RefSeq lists its product as uncharacterized. Bases 1 to 1881 code for a protein of 626 amino acids. Gene Ontology annotation, biological process: regulation of DNA-templated transcription; DNA-templated transcription. The record is from RefSeq and is a predicted model, not a curated record. The transcript has 5 exons. NCBI's taxonomy places the organism in Eukaryota, Fungi, Ascomycota, Sordariomycetes, Hypocreales, Bionectriaceae. Gene Ontology annotation, molecular function: zinc ion binding; DNA-binding transcription factor activity, RNA polymerase II-specific; DNA binding.